AUGAAACUUCUGCUCCUGGUCCUCCUCGGCACCUGCUGUCUCACCACAUCCAUUGUGUACGGUGUGGGGAGUGAAGUUCCAGAAAAGAGUAUCUGUGUCAGUCUGACUACCCAGCCACUGCCAGUGAACAGGAUCAGGACCUACACCAUCAAGGAGGGCCCCAUGAAAGCAGUAAUUUUUAUUACCAAACGUGGCCUAAAAGUCUGUGCUGAUCCACAAGCCAAGUGGGUGAAAGCAGCAAUCAAAAAUGUGGAUAGCAAGCCCAACACCAGAAGGAGCACCACCCAGACCCAGCCUACAGGAACCCAACAGUCCACCAGGAGAGCUGUGACCCUGACUGCAUAG
Messenger RNA from Lepus europaeus (European hare), 345 nucleotides. It is a transcript of the gene XCL1, whose product is annotated as X-C motif chemokine ligand 1. Gene Ontology annotation, molecular function: CCR chemokine receptor binding; chemokine activity. The coding region runs from base 1 to 345 and encodes 114 amino acids. The transcript is spliced from 3 exons. NCBI's taxonomy places the organism in Eukaryota, Metazoa, Chordata, Mammalia, Lagomorpha, Leporidae. Gene Ontology annotation, cellular component: extracellular region. Gene Ontology annotation, biological process: immune response; positive regulation of T cell chemotaxis; cellular response to interleukin-1. The record is from RefSeq and is a predicted model, not a curated record.